This is a messenger RNA of Plodia interpunctella (Indianmeal moth), 551 nucleotides long. RefSeq lists its product as uncharacterized. The transcript has 3 exons. Bases 78 to 368 code for a protein of 96 amino acids. The record is from RefSeq and is a predicted model, not a curated record. Lineage: Eukaryota; Metazoa; Arthropoda; Insecta; Lepidoptera; Pyralidae.
UAAAUUGUAUGUCAACAUGUCCUGUCUAUUAGUCCAUUUUGAUAGUUACUCAGGAAGGUACUCAGUAAAGUUUCACAAUGGUUUUCACCAAAGUUUUUUUGUACUGUGUCGUUGUUUUGGCUACGGUAUAUCUGACGGUGACUGCUGAGGAGGAGGCGCACGAAGACCGAGGAUUCUUCAGCCUGUUCCCAUCGAUCGUGCCCUGUAACUACACUGAACAGAGAGGCAGCUCCUGCAUCAGCUGCAACCAAUCCCUGCUCUGCUUCAGCAACAACGUCGGCCUGCUCUGGAACUGCGGAGGUUUGCUCCCGAAUUGCAACCAAGGUCAUUGCUCCACAGUCAGACCUGACAACUGCACCAGCGCUUAAACAACGCGUUCUGAAAUAUUAUGGCAGGCGUGAAUUGUACAAAAUUUAAAUAAUAUGUUAAAUGUCGUUUAUUGAUUUGAUUGUGUUCAGAAGAUCUAUGUUAUCCGAUGUAAUUUUUUUUAAAUUUCUUUUUGUUCUGUUUUUUUAAGUCAUUUCUAAAUUAAAUGCAUUAAAUGAAAUUAA